Messenger RNA from Mucor mucedo, 1650 nucleotides. RefSeq names its product permease family-domain-containing protein. The record is from RefSeq and is a predicted model, not a curated record. Gene Ontology annotation, molecular function: xanthine transmembrane transporter activity. Gene Ontology annotation, cellular component: fungal-type vacuole; membrane. Lineage: Eukaryota; Fungi; Mucoromycota; Mucoromycetes; Mucorales; Mucoraceae. Gene Ontology annotation, biological process: transmembrane transport; xanthine transport. The coding region runs from base 1 to 1650 and encodes 549 amino acids. The transcript is spliced from 4 exons.
AUGCCUCGUAUCCCUUUUUACACUAAAAAAGUUGGGAAAUCCAUUUUUUAUGGUCCUGAUGACAGUAUUCCUGUACUUGUUGCUCUUUUAAUGGGAUUUCAACAUUUUUUAGCCGUGGUGGGAGGUAUCAUCACACCUACAAUUAUUUUAUCUGGUGCUGGCUCAAACAAUUUGAAUUUGGAUGAAGAUACACGUCAAUACAUGGUAUCUGUUUCUCUUAUUGUGAGCGGUAUCAUGAGUAUCUUUCAAAUCGUUCGUUUCAAAAUCCCCAAAACAAAUUACUACUUCGGUAUUGGAUUACUGCAGAUUGCUGGUGUUGCUUUUGCUAAUAUGCCCGCAGCCCAGGCUGUUGUUGGUAACAUGUAUAAAAACGGUCAUUGUCCUACCGAAAUUCUAGCCGAUGGUUCAACGGGCUAUUUGCCAUGCCCAGAUGCUUUUGGAGCUAUUCUGGGUACACAAAUGCUUUGUGCACUUUUAAACAUUGCUAUCAGUUUCUUACCUCACCGCGUACUUCGAAAAUUGUUUCCCAAGAUUGUUACUGGUACUGUUCUCGUCGUAAUUGGUGCUUCACUUAUUGGUAACGCUAUGAAGAACUGGGCUGGUGGAUCCGGUGCCUGUAUGAGCCGACCAUUAUCUGGAGAUUAUGUGCUUUGUCCGGAUAUCUAUGCGCCUAAUGCACAAGCUUGGGGUAGCCCAAUGAAUUUCGCCAUUGGUGGCGCUGUAUUUGGCUCGAUUAUUUUGAUUGAAAUUUUGGGUUCUGUCUUUUUGAAAAAUAUCUCUGUCAUUCUUGGUUUAAUUAUUGGUGUUAUUAUGACAGUUUCCUUGGGUAUGUUUGAUAACACAAGUAUUGCCUCUGCUCCGGUGAUUACUUUUCUUUGGGUCAAAACUUUCAAUUAUAGCAUUUAUCCUCCCGCUAUUUUACCUUUUCUCUUUACCUGUUUGGAUAUGAUGAUUGAAUGUUUAGGUGAUUUAACGGCUGCAAGUGAUGUUUCAGGUUUACCUGUAGAAGGUACUGCUUUUGAGGAACGUUCGCAAGGAGGUCUUCUUUGUGACGGUAUCAGUAUUAUUCUAUCGGGACUUUGCUCUACAAUGGGUGUCAUUACCUACAGCAACAACAAUGGUGUGAUUGCUGUCACUCGAUGCGCUAGUCGAACAGCCGGACUUGUAUGUGCAGGCCUUUUGAUUCUUUGUGGCAUGUUCAGUAAAAUCUCUGCUGCUUUUUUGGCUAUUCCUAAUCCUGUGGUAGGUGGAAUGACCUUGUUUAUCUUUUCAUCAGUUGGUACUUCUGGUAUUCGUAUUUUAGGAUAUCUUGAUUGGAACCGUCGUGAUCGAGUGAUUGUAGCAUCUUCCUUAGCUAUUGGACUUGGUGUAUCUCUCGUUCCAGAUUGGUUUACAUAUGUUAUGCCUGUAACUACAAAUGAAGCUGCACAAGGGUUUUAUGAUUCUAUCAGCACAAUUGUCGAAACUGGAUAUCUUAUGACAGGAUUGAUCGCUAUUUUACUUAAUUGGAUUCUUCCUGCCGAUUUGCCAGAGUCCUUUUUGGGAGAAGAUAAGGAAUCGAUCAGUGGUCAUAGUCGAUUAUACAGUGACGAGGAAGAACAAAAGAGUGUGUCCUGUAAAAUUGAGACUACCGGCCCCAAGCAUUUGUAA